GUUGCGGUGGUCGCAGUCGCGAUGUUUUUGAUUCCGAGCAGACGCCGCCCGCACGCACGCAUCUUCUCUCGAUCAGAAACACAGUUAACCUCACUUCACGCUACCUUUCAUCUUGCUGUCUACGAUGUUCGUUAACAUUUGGCGGGGCUCAUUGCCCUUAAGAACCUAUUGGGCCACAGAACUUGCGAACACUUUUCAAGCAGUGUCCAAUAUUAGUCGUGGCAAUGUCCGUCAUUUCAUGUUAUGCGGUCAUCACCCUAUUCCGUCUCCCGCAAUUCGUCUCGUAGCAUCUAAAGUUACCCUAGGGGUUGCCAAAAGGUUUAGAAGUAAAGUUUCACAUGCCUUGAAAGAUCAUUCGGAGAUAUCAGAGAACUUAACACAAAUAUUUGCCAAGCCUAGAGCACCGCGACGCAGGGGCAAAUCUCAAGAACAAGGAGAAAAAGGCUACCCUGUCGUCGCUUUUAGUACAGCCGAAGAAUUCAAUUUAGAUGCACUUAAGGUGGCCAUCAGUAAACAAGAGUUGUAUAGUGUAGUUGAAGAAAAUGAAAUGUUUAAAGUUCAAGAAUCAGAGCAUCAAGGAGAGGAUGUGGUCCAUAUUAAGGCAAGAUACAAUGUUGAUUCUGAACCACGGGAAGUAUUCUUCUUUCGUGACGGCACUGCUGUAUUUUGGAAUGUGUCAGAUCUCGAAAUAUCAAAUUUCUUACGUUUUAUCAGACCAUUUGAAUCAGGUCGAUAUAAUGAAAAGCUAGUCCUUGGUGAAAGAGAGAUAAUGUCAUACAAUCAUGGUGAAAGUAAAAAGACCAUAUUACGCAAUGAUGUCAUAGAGCUAGCAUCCUCUGCUGACAGCAGUCUUGAAAAGUAUACUUUUUCAAAUGGUAUUGCUUUAUCUGUGAAACUUGGCAUUUGGGAGGCCUCCCUAGAAAAGUUCAUUGAUUCCAUUGAGUUUAUCAGUGAGGACUUAAAAGCUGGGCGCAAGAUUCGCAUGACACGUGAAGAAGUGUUAAGAAAACAUGGAGAGCUAUUUGCACUAAGGCAUUUAUUAAAUCUGAGCUCUGAUUUCUUGGAUACACCCGACUUUUAUUGGGAUAACGAAGAGCUUGAGAGGCUUUAUUUGCAAACUAUAAAUUAUUUUUGUAUCAGUCGUCGUACAAGAGUCAUGAAUGAAAAAAUAAGUCACUGCGCUGGGCUAGUAGAGUUGGUUUCCAGUCAUCUAAGUGAUAAGCAUCAUAUUCGCUUAGAAUGGAUGAUUAUUGUUCUUAUUAUGGUUGAAGUUGGUUUUGAGUUCCUUCAUUAUGUGGAUCCAAAGUAACUCUAUUGUCUCAGUGCAAAUUCUGUAAAAAUGUUCAGUAUUUGCUUUCAAUUAUGUGGUUUAUGUGAUUUAUAUUCAUAGAAAAUACUACUAGUUAGUGAAUUAAUUAUUAUAGUUUAAAAAACAGGAUAAAUACAGGACAAUCCAGAAUUCUAAA
Molecule: messenger RNA, 1466 nt
Organism: Frankliniella occidentalis (western flower thrips)
Lineage: Eukaryota; Metazoa; Arthropoda; Insecta; Thysanoptera; Thripidae
Product: required for meiotic nuclear division protein 1 homolog
Exons: 6
Coding region: 125-1309 (394 amino acids)
Biological process (GO): positive regulation of mitochondrial translation
Source: RefSeq, a predicted model, not a curated record